Messenger RNA from Eleginops maclovinus (Patagonian blennie), 3790 nucleotides. Its product is annotated as carcinoembryonic antigen-related cell adhesion molecule 6-like. The transcript has 10 exons. Lineage: Eukaryota; Metazoa; Chordata; Actinopteri; Perciformes; Eleginopidae. The record is from RefSeq and is a predicted model, not a curated record. The coding region runs from base 32 to 1651 and encodes 539 amino acids.
CUCUCUCUGUUGGACACACUCAGUGUUCGGGAUGGACGUACUCUCGGUGACGCCGCUGCUGCUCCUGCUCUCUUUCCUCGGAUGCUGUGCGGGGCAGGACUUGCUGCCGCCCGGCCCGGUGGAGGGCAUCCUGGGCAAAAGUGUGACUCUAAAGACGCUGGUGGACAAACCGGUUUACGACUUUAUAAUCUGGAACUACAGCGACGGGACCGAGCAGACUAAUGUGGCCACCACCAGCAAGGCGGGUGUGAAAGUGAACGACCCCUACAAGGGCAGGGUGACGGUGAACCAGACCAACGGAUACCUGUAUCUGGAUGGGCUGCUGGACUCCGACAGAGGGGACUACAGCAUCAACAUCAUAUCCGCGGAAGAAGGCACUAAAACCGGGGAGAUCCAUCUCCGAGUCCUGGUGCCAGUUUCAGGUGUAACAAUUAAAUCCAGCCUGCCCGAGGCCAUCGAGCACAACAGCACCGUGGUGCUUACCUGCGCCGCUACAGGCUCUGACCUGAAGUUCGCCUGGCUCAUGGGCACCACGGCUAUCGUCGCCGACGGCAAGCGGAUCACACUGAAACAGGAGGCCCUGUCCAGUUCUCUGACCAUCACAGGAGUCCUGAGGACGGACCUGCCGGCCCCCGUCACCUGCACCGCCACCAACAGUCUGGAGAGCAAGAAAAGUGCCCCCUUCAGCCUCAUAGUGCACUACGGACCAGAUGAAGUUUCCAUCACUCCUCCAAACCCUCCUAAGUUCCUCCGCUCCAAAUCCAACUUCAGCUUGUCCUGUGCGUCCAUCUCCAGCCCCCCAGCAACAUUCAGCUGGUACCAUGGCCAGAAGAUGAUGGAGGUGGCGGGUCCUGUCCUGACUCUGGAGGUCAUAGAGAAAUAUAAAUUGGGUCUUGCAGUGGAGGAGUACACAUGCAGUGCCACAAACGCCAAGACCCAGCGUGUCGGCUCCUCCCCGGCCGUCUCCUUCGCUGUGAUGGAGGCCGUCUCAGGAGCGAAGGUCAGCGGUCCGAUGUCCAUCCUCAUCGCGGGGAACAGCUCGGCCAACCUGAGCUGCGCGGCGGCGGCCGGCAGUGUGCAGAGCACCAGCUGGAAGAAAGGCGGAGCUGCCGUGAGCGCCGGAAGCCGCCUGGUAUUCUCCGCUGACAUGAGCUCCCUGCUGAUCAGCCCGCUCAUGAAGGAGGACAACGGAGUGUUCACCUGCAUGCUCACCAACCCCAUCAACACGGACAGCGCCUCGUACACAAUGCUGGUCAACUACGGGCCUGAAGCCGCCAUGGUGAGCGGGGAGUCAGCUGUAGAGGUGGAAACUAAAGUGGUGCUCACCUGCUCCGCUGCCUCCGUCCCCCCCGCCAACUUCACCUGGAAGUUCAACGGCACGAAGACCGACGUCAAAGCGGCAGUGUAUCAGAUCGAGGCAGCUCGCUACAAAAACACCGGGACGUACACGUGCGAGGCGCACAACGCCGUCACCGGCAUGACCAGCAGCCACACACACAUCCUGUCCGUCAAAGAGGAAGGAGAGUUGGAGGAAGGUCUCUCAGACGGAGCCAUCGCUGGGAUCGUCAUCGCCGUCCUGGUGGCUCUCGGCGCCGCCAUCGGCUUAAUCAUGUACUGCAGACAGAAAGUGCCGGUCGAGUCUCCGUACUAAAGAAACACAGCUGGAGAUACAAGACCGUUUCGUCUCCCAUGAUGCAUCUGUACAGUCGGGAGUAGCGUCCAGUUGGACCCAGCCAGUUCAGUCGAAGCCCUCGCUAAACCAUUUCCCAUGAUCCCCCUCUGUCUCUGUCUCUGUCUCUGUCCCUCUCUGGUGAGGACAAUGGAAACUUGACUUUUUUCAAGCGAUGGAUUCUGUCGGUUUGGAUUACUGGUUUGUUUUGAUCUAUUUUGUUUAUUUUUUUUGCUUUUCUUUCACUUUAACCCUUGCCAUAAAGUGGUCCCCUAUCACCAGACCCUCAUCUCUCUCUCCUCGCCACUCCCACCCGGUGCUAACACACCUGUGUGUCCUUCAGGAAGCUAAAAACACAGGGACGUUUUCUGCUCUGAAGCUGACAGACAAUGAGUGACUAUCUUUGUCCUGCUAGAAUACUGAGGAGGACACACACACACACACACACACACACACACAAACACACACACACACACACACACACACACACACACACACACACACAAAGGCCACACACGUUGUUAUUCAGGAUUCAGGUGUUGAAUAAUAUCUGAAGUUUUUUUGGUGCUUUGAUUUAUCUCCCUCUCUGUGCCAGGUGGGGGGGGGGUCCUUAUUGCAGUGGAGUGUGUUAGUUUUCCAUGCUUCUUGUACUUGCAGCAUUAUUAUAGGACAUGUUGAUCCUUAAUACCUCAGGUUUCACCACACCAACGCUCAAACUGCUGAGCUUUAAGCUGAACACAUCUCCAAACAGUUGAGACUACCAGCCAGCUGUUCUUUUUAAUGGCCUUAAUGGUCCUGGAGUGAUUUGACUAACAACACAUUGGGGAUCCUUAAACUUGGUUGACUAGUUCCCUAUGAAAAACAUAGCAUUUUCUAACCUUUAUUCUGGAUAUCAGCUUCUAAAAUACAUCAUCAGUCAGGCUGUUGUGCCUGAAGGCCAGUUACAAUAGAAAUAGACGCACACACACACACAUACUCACACACAUACUCACACACACAAACACACACACACACACACACACACACACACACACACACACACACACUCCUUAAUCUUUAAUGUGAUGAGGGUUUCUCCUUCUCUCACUUUACCUUAACCCCCCCCCCCCCAGUUUGUGGUCCAGGAUCCUCUUCAGUGUGUAAAUCCUCUCACACUCAUGGGUGGAAAGGUGGCGGUAAAUGUUUAAGGCGGCACGGACAGGUUUCAACAUGCUGGGGUGAGUCAGGUGGUGAAGGUAAAGCAGAAGAAAACCAAAGAGAAGAAAAAACGGGCGGAGGCAACAUGUUUUCAGUUUAGGAGGGAAGGUGAGAUCGAAUGCGUUUUUUUUUUUUUAAACCACUUUAGCAUAACAGGGUCGAAGUUAUUUUAAACAGUGUCUUGUAGAUUGAGUAUUCACCUGGGUUUUUGUCUGAACAUGUUAAAGAAAUCAAACACAUUUGUAUCUAAAUCAACCCGUUUAUUCACUGCAGCACACAAGACAACUAAAAGAGCUCCACUUCCUGUUAUUCUUGAGUUUUUUAUCCUCAGACUUCCGAUGAUGUCUCCCGGCUUGGAGCUGCUGUAGUUUGAUUGUUUGUGUUGGUAGGUUGUGUGUGAUCUCAGACUUCCACGUGCACUGAUCUCCAGUGAGAAAAGUAUUUAUUAUGUUUCUUAAAAGCUUAAUCACUAGAGCUGAAUACCAUAGGUUCAGAUUAAGCAUCCAAAUUCUCCAAGUGGCUCUUACUGAAUUAAAAAGACAAUGUAUCAUUUUCAACAUAUUUAUUUCUCCAGUUUGGGAUAACACACAGCACAGAAUGUAUUCUGUUGUCCUGUAACAACCUGUGUAUUUGUUUGAAGAUGACACAAGCAGCCUUAAUAAAAACUGCCCUCGCUGUAAAUAAUAGAAAUAUACACUUUAAACAAUUUGUUUGUGACAAUGUUGGAAAUAUACGUGGUGUUUUUAUUUGUCAUCAUGAUUUUUUUUUUAAAGCUUUGUUUUUGUUGUCCUGGCUUGUUGUUUGCAGAAACCGCCUUGGAAAUUCCUGUAGUAUUCCUAAAUAAAUGUCCCCAACAUGAAAUUUAUGUCCAAUUUAACAUCCUUGUAAAGCCAUAAAAGUGGUGGAAAUAUUUUCCUAAUUUUG